AAUUUUAAAAAAAGGCACGUAACGAUGUAAUUUAAUUAUUAUGAUAUCGCUUUUGUGAAAUAUAGUUAAAAGCAAAAACUUACGUUUAACUUUUGCUGAGUGGCGUGAGAGCCAUAGGAUGCUCACCUCUGUUUUAGAACAUUCACAAAGGCCGCGGAGGACAACAAAGGACAUUCGUUAAAUCGUUGACGCGGUAACCAUGGUGAUCUGCAUCAAAAUAAUGUUCCCCCUUUUCCCUCUUUAUCUUAACAUUUUUGGUUUUAUUUACUAGAGAGCGGUGGGUUAACUCCUGUCACGUGACAGUACUUCCGUUUUCGUUACAUUCUGUUUUUGACUCGGGAGAGGAACAAAAAAGUGUUUUUCUCUGUCUUCACGGAGAUUUUGAUAUUCACAGAUGACAUUGGCAUGAAACAACUUUUGUACAUUGGAGAUAUCUGGAAUAUUUAUCAGUUUUUUAAAGACUAGAGGAAAAUAUUAUAGAGAACAGAUAUAAUAACCCAACUGCUAUAAAUCCAGGAUUGAAUUACUGUGAAAUAUUUGCCCUGAGCAACAUUUCUCCAUCUCCUUACCUGUUGCUUUUGCAUUCUAAUUAAACUUGAAUAUAUUUCUAAAGGGGUUUGCAGCAUCUUUAGAUAUUGAUAAAGAUCACAGUUGAUUACAGUAGAAAUAUUUCUAAGGAAAAGGAAAAGGAAAUUAUAUUCUGUGUUGAGAGAAGAAAGACAAGGGAAAAGUUUAAUGGUUGGAUCCAUUUGUAUUCCUUAGAGAAAUGUCAAAAGAUUUAGGAGAAUCACAACAUGGUUGUGAAAUCUGUGGUAAAUCCUUCCCCACAGGUAAUGAUUUGGUUAAGCACAUUUGUUUUCAUACAGGUGAGAAGCCAUUUCACUGUGAUACCUGUGGUAAAUCCUUCUCUCAAAACGGUAGCUUGAGUAAACACAGGCGUAUUCACACAGGAGAGAAACCAUUUCACUGUGAUGUCUGUGGUAAAUCUUUCACGUUAAACAGUACCUUAUUUGUGCAUAAAAAUAUUCAUUCUGCGGAAAAACCGUAUAAUUGUGAUGUCUGUGGUAAAUCAUUCUCUGCAAGUAGCACCUUAAUUAAACAUAUACGUAUCCACACAGGAGAGAAACCAUAUGAAUGUGAUAUCUGCGGACAGGCAUUCACUGAGGAUGGUCAAUUAAAAAGUCACAGGCGUAUUCACACAGGUGAGAGACCUUAUCAGUGUGAUAUCUGUGGUGAAUCAUUCUCUGUAAGUAGCACCUUAACUAAACAUAUACGUAUCCACACAGGAGAGAAACCAUAUGAAUGUAAUAUCUGCGGAAAGGCAUUCACUGAGGAUGGUCAGUUAAAAAGGCACAGGCGUAUUCACACAGGAGAGAGGCCAUAUCAGUGUGAUAUCUGUAGUAAAACGUUCCCUGGAAUUACUGACUUGAAUACACACAAACGUAUUCAUACAAGGGAGAGACCAUAUCAGUGUGAUAUCUGUGGUAAAUCUUUCACUUUAAACAGUACCUUGUUUAUGCAUAAAAAUAUUCAUUCUGCAGGAAAACCAUAUAAUUGUGAUGUCUGUGGUAAAUCAUUCUCUGCAAGUAGUACCUUAACUAAACAUAUACGUAUCCACACAGGAGAGAAACCAUGUGAAUGUAAUAUCUGCGGAAAGGCAUUCACUGAGGAUGGUCAAUUAAGAAGACACAGGCGUAUUCACACAGGUGAGAGACCAUAUCAGUGUGAUAUCUGUAGUAAAUCAUUCGCUGGAAUUACUGACUUGAAUACACACAAACGUAUUCAUACAGGUGAGAGACCAUAUCAGUGUGAUAUCUGUAGCAAAUCAUUCUCUGCCAACUCUAGCUUCAUUCGACACAAACGUGUUCAUACAGGUGAGAAGCCACAUCGCUGUGAUAUCUGUGGCAAAGCAUUCUCUCAAAACAGUGAUUUAACUAAACACAAAGGUAUUCACACAGUGUGAUAAAUCUGUGGUAAAUCAUUCUCUGGAAUUACUGACUUGACUACAGACAAACGUUUUCAUACAGGUGAGGAGCCAUUUCACUGUGAUACCUGUGGUAAAUCCUUCUCUGACAACCCCGAACUUAACACGACACCAACGUAUUCAUUCAGGGGAGAGACUAUAUCACUGUAGUAUCUGGGGUUAAACAUUCUCUCGGAGAAGUAACUUAACUACACAUGCAUCUGUCCAUGUAAAAGUGUGAUUGCAUCAUUGUCAGACAUCGUUAAAACACCCAACAACAAUUAAUAUUUGCCAACCUGGUGACCUCUUCUGCAGGCAAUGUUGUAGUUGUAAGAGAUGAAGAUGAAUCUAAUCCCACUACUUGCCAGCAAAGCAAGGCCCAACUCUGCCAGACAUGAAUGUUGGUCAAGUGUGGCCGGGAACCAAACCUAAAGAGAUGCUCCCCUGUGGCUCUCAAAGCCUCAACACAAACAACAACAACAAUAAGAACAACAGAAUCAACAAAACUAAUGCAGCUUCACUGCAACCAACAACAGCUGACUUGGCAGACACCCAUAAAAUUAUUAACCAUCUUACAAACAAUAACUCUGAGCACCUUUUCAAACUCCACCUGUCUAACACCCGUGGACAUGUUUGCAAAGUCAGAAAACAGC
Octopus sinensis (East Asian common octopus) is the source of this 2616-nucleotide messenger RNA. RefSeq names its product zinc finger protein 271-like. Gene Ontology annotation, biological process: regulation of transcription by RNA polymerase II. Gene Ontology annotation, molecular function: RNA polymerase II cis-regulatory region sequence-specific DNA binding; DNA-binding transcription factor activity, RNA polymerase II-specific. Lineage: Eukaryota; Metazoa; Mollusca; Cephalopoda; Octopoda; Octopodidae. The coding region runs from base 767 to 1963 and encodes 398 amino acids. Gene Ontology annotation, cellular component: nucleus. The record is from RefSeq and is a predicted model, not a curated record. The transcript has 2 exons.